AUGGCUCUGAAAGAAGCCUAUAUACAUAUGCGAUAUACACACUCAGUGAUCUCUCACACCACCAAGUGGGAUGAUUAUGGCUUUCCUUGGAUUCAACAUCAAGUUUUCUCGGGCAAGUGCGAACUUGAAGCCUGGGUAUCUGGUAUUAUCAAAGUGGAAGUCAGUAGCCGACAAGCUUACGAACUGCGUGAUGAGAGUAAGAAACGUUGCGCCGUCGAUAAUAAAGGCAACGCCCGAGCUUUCGCGACUCAUUUAGCAGCACCGGUGGAUAGUAUGACCGACCUACUGGACACCAAGCAUGUGCAAUUUCUUUUUCACGCCAACCACAUCCACUUUGACGGUAUGGGGUUUCGCAAGUUCGUCGGUGACCUGUUGCGUGUUCUCGCAGAGGUUGUUUCUGGCAAUAUAACACCCUGCCAACACAAUGAGACAUCUCGCCCAUGCUGCCAUAUUUGCCACCGUUCUGAAACUUAA
Penicillium taxi is the source of this 474-nucleotide messenger RNA. RefSeq lists its product as uncharacterized. Bases 1 to 474 code for a protein of 157 amino acids. Gene Ontology annotation, biological process: mycotoxin biosynthetic process. The record is from RefSeq and is a predicted model, not a curated record. NCBI's taxonomy places the organism in Eukaryota, Fungi, Ascomycota, Eurotiomycetes, Eurotiales, Aspergillaceae. Gene Ontology annotation, molecular function: acetyltransferase activity. The transcript has a single exon.